This is a messenger RNA of Sus scrofa (pig), 14625 nucleotides long. It is a transcript of the gene CLSTN2, whose product is annotated as calsyntenin 2. The record is from RefSeq and is a predicted model, not a curated record. Lineage: Eukaryota; Metazoa; Chordata; Mammalia; Artiodactyla; Suidae. Gene Ontology annotation, cellular component: cell surface; postsynaptic membrane. Gene Ontology annotation, molecular function: calcium ion binding. Gene Ontology annotation, biological process: positive regulation of synaptic transmission; positive regulation of synapse assembly; homophilic cell-cell adhesion.
ACGGCGCGGCGGCGGGCACCGGAGGCCGAGCGCGGAGGCUCCCGAAGCGCACCCAGCGGCUUGGCGAGGCGGCCCGCGGCCCGGCGGACACCUGGAGGCGAGAGCGGGCGCCGGCAGUAGGCGGCGGCGGCAGCUCGUAGGCGGCAGCGGCGAGGAUGCUGACUGGGAGGCUGUGCUGGGUGUCGCUCCUGCUGGUUCUGGGCGUAGGGAGCGGCAGCGGCGGCGGGGGCAGCCGGCAGCGCCGUCUUCUCGCGGCUAAAGUGAACAAACACAAGCCAUGGAUUGAGACUUCGUAUCAUGGAGUCAUAACAGAGAACAAUGACACAGUCAUUUUGGACCCACCACUGGUCGCCCUGGAUAAAGAUGCACCAGUUCCUUUUGCAGGAGAAAUUUGUGCAUUCAAGAUCCACGGCCAGGAGCUGCCCUUUGAGGCCGUGGUGCUCAACAAGACGUCGGGAGAGGGCCGGCUCCGCGCCAAGAGCCCCAUCGACUGUGAGCUGCAGAAGGAGUACACCUUCAUCAUCCAGGCCUAUGACUGUGGCGCAGGACCCCAGGUGACCGCCUGGAAGAAGUCCCACAAGGCCGUGGUCCAUAUCCAAGUGAAGGACGUCAAUGAAUUUGCUCCCACCUUCAAAGAGCCAGCCUACAAGGCCGUGGUGACAGAGGGCAAGAUCUACGAUAGCAUCCUGCAGGUGGAGGCUGUCGACGAGGACUGCUCCCCCCAGUACAGCCAGAUUUGCAACUAUGAAAUCGUCACAACAGAUGUGCCUUUCGCCAUUGACAGAAAUGGCAACAUCAGGAACACAGAGAAGCUGAGCUAUGACAAGCAACACCAGUAUGAGAUCCUGGUGACCGCCUACGACUGUGGACAGAAGCCUGCAGCUCAGGACACCCUGGUGCAGGUGGAUGUGAAGCCAGUUUGCAAGCCUGGCUGGCAAGACUGGACCAAGAGGAUCGAGUACCAGCCUGGCUCAGGGAGUGUGCCCCUGUUCCCCAGCAUCCACCUGGAGACGUGUGACGGGGCCGUGUCCUCCAUCCAGAUCACCACAGAGCUGCAGACCAACUACAUCGGGAAGGGCUGUGACCGUGAGACCUACUCUGAGAAAUCCCUGCAGAAAUUAUGUGGAGCCUCCUCUGGAAUCAUUGACCUCUUGCCAUCCCCCAGCACCGCCACCAACUGGACUGCAGGACUGCUGGUGGACAGCAGCGAGAUGAUCUUCAAAUUUGACGGCAGGCAGGGUGCCAAGAUCCCUGACGGGGUUGUGCCCAAGAACCUGACGGACCAGUUCACCAUCACCAUGUGGAUGAAGCACGGCCCCAGCCCUGGCGUGAGAGCUGAGAAGGAAACCAUCCUCUGCAACUCAGAUAAAACUGAAAUGAACCGGCAUCACUACGCCCUGUACGUGCACAACUGCCGGCUCGUCUUUCUCUUGCGCAAAGAUUUCGACCAGGCAGAUACCUUCCGCCCCGCGGAGUUCCAUUGGAAGCUGGACCAGAUUUGUGACAAAGAAUGGCAUUACUAUGUCAUCAAUGUGGAGUUUCCUGUGGUUACCCUAUACAUGGAUGGAGCAACGUAUGAACCAUACCUGGUGACCAACGAUUGGCCCAUUCAUCCAUCUCAUAUAGCCAUGCAACUUACAGUCGGCGCUUGUUGGCAAGGAGGAGAAGUCACCAAACCACGCUUUGCUCAAUUCUUCCACGGCAGCCUGGCCAGCCUCACCAUCCGCCCGGGCAGAAUGGACAGUCAGAAGGUGAUUUCCUGCCUGCAGGCCUGCAAGGAAGGGCUGGAUAUCAAUUCCCUGGAGAGCCUGGGCCAAGGAAUAAAGUAUCAUUUCAACCCCUCGCAGUCCGUCUUGGUGAUGGAAGGUGAUGACAUUGGAAACAUCAACCGUGCCCUCCAGAAGGUCUCCUACAUCAACUCCAGGCAGUUCCCAACCGCGGGUGUGCGGCGCUUAAAAGUCUCUUCCAAAGUCCAGUGCUUUGGAGAAGACGUGUGCAUCAGUAUCCCCGAUGUGGAUGCCUACGUGAUGGUUUUGCAGGCCAUCGAACCCCAGAUCACCCUCCGUGGCACUGACCGCUUCUGGAGACCCGCUGCCCAGUUUGAAAGCGCCCGAGGGGUCAUUCUCUUCCCCGACAUCAAGAUUGUGAGCACCUUCACUAAAGCUGAGGCCGCUGGUGACUUGAAGACCACAGCCCCCAAAUCAGCAGUUUUAGAAGAAAUGCUUCACAACUUAGAUUUCUGUGACAUCUUAGUGCUGGGAGGGGACUUGGACCCAAGACAGGAGUGCCUGGAGCUCAACCACAGUGAGCUCCACCAGCGACACCUGGACGCCACCAACUCCACGGCUGGCUACUCCAUCUACGGUGUGGGCUCCAUGAGCCGCUACGAGCAGGUGCUGCAUCACGUCCGCUACCGCAACUGGCAGCCGGCUGCCCUGGAGGCACGGCGAUUCAGGAUCAAGUGCUCGGAGCUCAAUGGGCGCUACACCAGCAAUGAGUUCAACUUGGAGGUCAGCGUCCUCCACGAGGUCAGAGUCCCAGACAAGGAGCAUGUCAACCACCUUGUUGUGCAGCCUCCCUUCCUCCAGUCGGUCCACCACCCCGAGUCCCAAAGUAGCCUCCAGCGCAGUUCAGUGGUCCCGAGCAUCGCCACAGUGGUCAUCAUCAUCUCCGUGUGCAUGCUAGUGUUUGUCGUGGCCAUGGGCGUGUACCGCGUCCGGAUCGCCCACCAGCACUUCACCCAGGAGGCUGAGGCUGCCAAGGAAGCCGAGAUGGACUGGGACGACUCUGCACUCACUAUCACGGUCAACCCCAUGGAGAAACACGGAGACCCAGGACGUGGGGAAGAUGAGACAGAGGAAGAGGAGGAGGAAGAGGAAGCAGAGGAAGAUGGUAGCUCCAGCAGCAGCGACUCUGAGGGCAGCGAAGAGGAGGAGGAGGAGGAAGGGGUGGGCAGGGGCAGACGUGGGCAGAGUGGAGCCAGGCAAGCCCAGCUGGAGUGGGAUGACUCCACCCUCCCCUAUUAGUGCCCACGUCCGCGCUCACCCACGUGUUCCUUUUAUAAGCCCCACCCCAACGUCCGCCCGAGUCUAUCACAUGUCGCCUCUGAUUUCUAGGACAGGCCUGGGAGGGUCUUUUCCCCAGCAUUCGGGAACCCACUCUCUACGCCUGGGGCACUCCCCAAUAUCCCAGCCCUGGGGCGGUUCCCAGGAGCCCAGCGUCAUCGUCCAUGGGGACUUCAGGGUGGCCUUUGUCCUGGAGCCCCCACUUCUCCUGCCCUGGGCUCACCCAGCAUCCUAUCAGCCCAUCUGUGGGUUCUGCCUUCGCUCUUCCCUGCAAGGGAGAAUGGCGGCCUUUAGGUCCCUCACCUACCUGGGCUCCACAUUCCCAGAGCCCUUAGGUUCCAGCCCACUGUGCAUGGACCUGGCACAGACUGGUGGGUUCUCCUUACCCUACAGGCAGGUGGUCAGGUUUCACAGAUCUGAGAUCUCAGUCCUCAGCACUUCAAAGGAACAUCCUGACAAAGCAGAAUUAAGUUUACAGGGAAAGGUUUACCAAGGCUGGGCGCGUGCACACCCACAUGCACGCAUGCUCUCAGCUUGGAGAGCCUUUCCCUUUGUCCUUGUUUUUCCUCUUUGUCCCUUUUGAGGCCACAGAAGCUUAUAUGAAAAGUUGGAAACCAAGGAUAUGUCCUUGGGAGUUCCCAUUGUAGCUCAGCUGGUUAAGAACCCUACAUUGUCUUUGUGAGGAUGCAGGUUCGAUCCCUGGCCUUGAUAAGUGGGUUAAGGAUCCGGUGUUGCCAUGAGCUGUGGUGUAGGUUGCAGAUGUGGCUGGAUCUGGCAUGGCUGUGGCUGUGGCAUAGGCUGGCAGCUACAACUCCGAUUCAACCCCUAGCCUAGGAACUUCCAUAUGCUUCAGGCAUGGCCUUAAAAAGACCAAAAAAAAAAAAAAAAUAGGUUCUUGGCCAUAGCAGGUCUGGUUCUAGCCAAAGCUCUCUGAGAACCUGCCUUCCUGAGCCCCGAGGGGCUGCCCUGCUGGGACCUCCCACCGCACGACACCAUGGGAGCCAGGAAGUGUUCCACACAGGCUCUGCCCCAGGUGACAGCUAUGACAAGCCUAUAGCCAGGGAUUAAAAGUAAGGGCUGAUAACAGGGCUGGGCUUCAUAGUGGAUACAGAGCUGGGUGAUGGGGUGGCUGGGCUCUCCCAGGGCCGGAGGGGGCCCCGAAGUUCACAAGGCUCUCACCAGCUAGUUUUAGGGUCCCUCAUCCCCUAGUUCACAGUUUUGCCUCUUGAAAAGGUACAUUCCUCUUGGAUGUAUUGGAACAAGCAUGAACCCUGCCAAAUCUAAAAUAAGAGUUUGGAGAUUUAACUGCUAGAAAUUAGAAGCGUAUUUGCAAAAAUAACAGCUUCUUUCUUCUUCUCAGAAAGGGAGCAACAUUUUGGGUGGAGGGCAAAUAUAUCCAAAACCUAAUUUCUGUCUUUCUUUCUUCUUUUUUUAAAUGAGGAAAUCUUUUCCAUUUCCAUCUUAACAUGGACACUUUGGGAGUUGCUAUAGUAACUGGUCUGUGAUCUUCUGUGGCCAAAAGAAUAGCAGGCAAGAGCGAGGACUGUUAUAGGACUUCGACAAGGCUCUGUGAACGUCUUUGUUUCAAAUGUUUUAGGCUUUGUCAUCAAUGUGCACCAUCUGUCCCCACCCUCCCCAGUCUGUCCCAUAUUGGCUUGGCACAGCCACAGAGCUGGUCCCUAGUCACAGGGCAUUUGUGUUCAAAAGAAAGUCCAGAAUCUGUUCAUUCUUCUCCCUGUAUCACCAACUCAAAGCUUAGAAAGGAGGACAGGCAUCAGUGUCCUCUAGCCUGACCCCCAGCCAGUGAGGACCCCUGACAGAGCUUAGCAAGCUUCUGAUUUGAGGAAACCACCUUCUGCACCUCUUUCCAUCAUCUAAAGUGUUUUUCACAUCGGUUCCCUCUUUGAGCCUCACAAUAAUCCUGUGAGGUAGUUAAGACAUCUGUUGUUAGACCCAUUUUCAUGAUUGAGUAGACAGGGGUUCAGAGAUUCAGCAUCUUGCCCAGAGUCAUGCCGAGGUAGAGAGGAGACCAGACUCCCCACCAUCCACUCCUGGCCUAGUGCCCACCACCCAGAUUCUACUUACAUUCAGAUUCAUGCAGCUAAGAGGUGUUGCUGAGGACCUACUAUGCGCUAAGCACUCUACCAGCAACUGUGGGAAAGGAGGAAAACAGAUAAAACACCUCCAUCAAAGGACUUGAUAGUUGCAGAGGAGAAAUCAGGCAUCAGGCGUAGAAAUUAUACAAGAGACAAAUGCAGAGGGAGGGAGAGGAGAAGUCAUGGGGAGAACAGGGACAUGGUCGCAAACUCAACUCAUACGUUUACUUUCCCUUCCUGGGAGAAAACCCUAGCAGGAGUCUGGGGUUUUUCAGUCAUUGAAUGGAAAGAGACACUUGUGUGAAUUCUCCCAGUCACAUAGCCCUUGUCUAUCAGGCUGUGUCUGCUCAUCUACAAGGAGAAAAUCUUGAAUUUUUAGUCCUCACAAUCCCCUUAGUUGAAUAAAAAAAGAGGUUCUUCAGUUAGGUAUUUCGGAGCUCAUAGAAUUCUUCUAAAAUUAUGGCAGUAAAGUGAACACUUUAUGAUGUUUAAAAUCAGUUCUUUUUGAAUUGGAUUUUGAUUUAAAAUAUUAAGUCUGGUGUUCAUGAAAGUGUUUCCCUCUGCUGGGCCUUUCGGUUUGGCUGGGCUGGGGAAAGUGGUCCUCGUGCCCUCUGCUGCCUCCGAUGGCUGCAUCACUUAUUCAUGGUUGAAGGAGCUGUUUGGGGCACAUGGAAUCAUUAUAUGCUUGCGGGGGUGGAGGGAGAGGGUUGCAGGGGUAAUGGAGCAGGUGAAAGUGGCACUUGGCCAGAGCUGCGGAGUUGAUUCAUUUGUGCCUGGACUCAUACAGAGAGAAAUAUUAGGGUCAACCCUGCCGUGGGAGGUCACUCUGCAUGCCAGCCCCAAGGACGAGGCCCUUAAAAUGAUGCUGCUGAGUCAAUGGGCGUUUAUUGUGUUCCCAGUGCCCUACCUGAUCAGCACCAUGGGUGAGAACAAGAAGGGGCAGUUACAUAAAAGGAACAGAAGCUUCAGGGAGCAUCAGGGUGAGUGAUGAGUAAUGUAACUUGCCCUCUACCAGGGAUUCUAACCACAGGUGGAAAAUGUCAUUAAUCAGCCCAGCAUCUUUACAGCCUCCAUCUGCUGGCAUCUGGGAACCCAAACUCCCAGAUGGCCAGGUCCCCUGUGGCCUCUUACCCAGACAGCGGCAGCAGCAGAUGCAGAUUUGUACCAGCAGGAACAGCUGACUAGCUUGGCCACAGGCCAGACCAUUGCUUGUCUUGCCAAAGGGAAUGACUAGAUCCUGCUCUCUGGAGGUUGAAAACACACAGGCUGAAACACCUCUCACGUGACACAGGUGACAAGGAGGAAGAGAAAGAGGAGGUUGAAAUGGAAAAAGCCAGUACAGAAUGAGUUGUCCCAAUGGAGUACAGCCAUCAGCUAGCUGGUCAUAGGCCUUAAAAGAUACUCAAAGUACAUUCUAGCAGGUUUAGCCCAAUGCCACGCAUCUGACCAUGAAUGAGACCAGCCACAGACUAUAUACUUAAAAAAUGGGUAUGGCUAUAUUCCCCGCCAAAACUUUCUUUAUGAAUACUUAAAAAAAAAAAAAGCAGGAAGCUUGAAUUCAUAUUAUUGUCACAUCACAAAAUUGUAUUACUCCUUUGAUUUUUAAGUAUUUAAAAAUAGAGGAGUUCCUGUUGUGGCUCAGCAGGUUAAAGACCCAACAUUGCCUCUGUGAGGAUGUGGGUUCCAUCCCUGGCCUCACUCAGUGGGUUAAGGAUCCAGGGUUGUGUGAGCUGCAGUGUAGACUGCAGAUGUGGCUCAGAUCUGGUAUUGUCUUGGUGGUGGUAUAGGCCGGCAGCUUUGGCUCCAAUUCGACCCCUCGCUUGGGAACUGCUAAAUGUUGCAGAUGUGACCAUACAAAUAAAAUAAAAUUUAAAUGUAGAAACCUUUCUGAGCCCACAGGCCUUAUAAAAACUAGUAGCCGGCCAGAUUUGGCCUGUGGGUCUCAGUUUGCACACCCCAACCACAUAUGUGAGGCCAGCAGCCCUCCAUCUGCCAAGGAAGGCAAAUUACUAUCUUAGACCCUCUCAUCAUCUACCCAGUGGACUUUGCCUCCAAAAUGAUUAGCAAACAACUCUUCAGUCCUUCAUUAAGCUGUUUAAAAAAAAAAAAAAUCCAUGUUCCAGGGGGAAAACAAACAAACAAAAAAUACCUGUUACUUGUUGCAUUGACUCAACCACAGACAAGCACCCAUCACAAGCUGAGAGUCUUGGGUCCAGGAACUGGCUGACCACUGAGCACGGUCCCCAUUGAGUUAGCUAAGGGCUAACUCCCAGGUGCAGGGCCUCCCACAGCGACUCAGCCCAUACUGAUUUCUAAGCAGGAACGUUCAUUAUCUCAGACUGAUUUCCAUUCAGCCCUGCUCAUGCCAUUGCUCUAAAAAUGAUCUUAAAGACUUGUGACUGUUUGAAUCAAUACAACAUAAUCAGUAGAAAACCCGACCCAGCACACUUCAAAAUUAGCAGUCUUCUUGGCCGUGUGAUUCAAUAUUAGCCAGAGGAAAAAAGGGAGGUCUUUUUUUUUUUUUUCUCAGCCAUCCCCUCAUUCAAAUUAACCAAAUUGGUUUUACACAAAAAGUGAGCGAGCUGGUCUAAGCCAUUGAAACAAUUUACCAGUGCAAAGUAGAUGCUUCUCAGGGAAGAUCAUGCUGAGCCUUUGGGAGAUGCCCAAAGCCUCCUGGAUGCACUCUGGCAGGCUAGGAUGCUACACCAUUCUCUAUCUGCAUCAGACAUUUAUCGAGACUGACAAGUCAAAGCCCUGGGCACAAUUUAAUUUUCAUGUAACCACUUUCCAUUGUCCAGCUGUAGGCAAAGGAAAUGAGUAAUGAAAGUUUUGAAGUCUACUCCAGCACCUUCAUUUCCCUGCCUUGAUUUGCUUUACUUUAUAAAUUUAUUCUGUACCUACUUUAUAGAUCUUGCUCUAGCUGUCCUUUGAGCACCAACCAGAAAGAAGAGUUAGCUCGGUAAGGGCGGUGGGCGAGAGGCCAAACUUGACUAUCCCAGGGAGACGAAAAGAGACAGAAGUUGUUACCUCCCCCAGCACCCCAGAAAGCAAUCAGACACCCCCUGUGUGCCAUCAGUGAACAGAUGGGAUUCUGUGUUUGCCGUUAUGUUUCAUAUAAUUCAGCAAACCCUUGCUCAGCACCUGUGGUGUGCCAGGCCCUGUGCCAGGUACAGGGAAUGGAGGGUGGAUGAAAGGCGGCCCUGCCCAGGAGGAUCUCCUGGUCUUGCCAGCUUCUGGGAUGUUUCCUGUGCCCUGUGGGAGGCUGGUGGUAGGUGCAAUGCUGGGAGCCCUGCCACGUAUUGCUGAAGCCAAGUGGAGAACUUUCUAGGAAAGCAGGCUAUGCCUCCCUCUGUGUUUGUUUUGUGUUUUGUUUUUUGUCUUUUGAGGGCCGCACCCCUGGCAUAUGGAGGGUCCCAGGCUAGGGGUCUAAUUGGAGCUGUUGCCGCCAGCCACAGCCACAGCCACAGCCACACCAGAUGCGAGCUGCAUCUGCGACCUACACCACAGUUCAUGGCAACACCGGAUCCUUAACCCACUGAGUGAGGCCAGGGAUCGAACGCGCAACCUCAUGGUUCCUAGUCGGAUUCAUUUCCGCUGUGCCAUGAUGGGAAUUCCCCUCUGUGUUUCUUAAUUCCAACCCAAGCUGACUCAGUUCACCUAAAGCCGGUCACCUUGCCUAUUGGGCAGAAAUAACGUGGUUGAUGGUGAGAUUCAGUGAAACCAGCCAAAAGAAGUUCUUAAGUACAAGGAGCAGGCAGCCAGACCUCAGAAGUGAAGAAGCAUAACCCAGGUUCAGGGGCCAGCGUGAGCCAAGAUCCACAGCCAUGGAACAGCCUGAUGUGAGAGGGCACCUCAGAGGCCCCGGGUCAGAGCUAAAGAGGGAAGAAGGGCCUGACUUGGGGGGACCCACUGCAGGUUCAUGCCUGACCCUCUGGAGCCCAGGUUCUCAGUGUGUCCUUGGACCAGAGCAGAAGCAUCACCUGGGGUCUAGUGAGAAAUGCAAAUUAUCAGGCCCUACCCGAGAAACUCCAGGGCGGGGCCCAGCAUCCAUGUUUUUAAUGAGCUCCCUGAUCCUGAUACACACUAAGGUUUGAGAACCACUCAGAAGAGGAGGAGGAUUUGAGCUGGCAUUGGGAGGAUGUGAUGGUUAACAAGAUAAAAUAAUAAAUAAUUGUGUAGUGAUACAAGGGGACCAAGGCAGAUGGUCCCACCCCGCUCCAGGGCCUCCAGGCUCUAAUCCACACUCCCUUAAGCAGUGGUUUCAGGGAACCCUGGUCCUGGUCCCAAUUCCACUCCUCCCCUGGGGCAUGAGCCACUGCCUACCAGUCUCCCUUCAUCCUGGAGAAAGAUACAGCCCGGGAGAAAUUGUGGUGAGGCUGCCCAUCCCUAGGGAGUCCACCACCAUGGUUCCUGUAAGCUGAGCAGGUCCACAUUUUAGGGAGAAACAAACUGCAGCAAUGACCCUGCAUCACCAGAAGUGGUCUCUAUACAGCCUGGAGCCAGCCGGUGCCUGGCAGGAGGGCAGCCGGUCAGUUAAGGACACUGCCUGUUUACUGCAGCAUCUCUCCAUCAGUGAUGGGUUUGGGGCAUGCAGUGUCACAAGGCAGGCACUAAAUUGGAUGAGGAAGGAAUGGCUUUUCUUGGAAGGGCAGUAACUCAUGCCGGAUGUUACCGAAAGUAGGAAACAAAACCCCAAAACAAACCUGCAACCUUCCCUACAGAUGAUGUCUUGGCCCUCAAAUUUCUAAGACCCACAAAGGUGCCAGGCUCCACCAAGGCUCUUUUUCCCCAUUAACCAGAUCCCCGAGGUUCACAAUGAUGGAUUUAGAUUUUUGUUUUAUGGUUUUGACUCAAUGAAGGUCCACCAACCUUUGGAAGGAGCUAGUUGGUGCCCUACCUGUCAUGGACACUUAGCUGUGGGUACAGAGUCCAUCUUGGUGUAAGGAUUUCUAAGGCUUGGAGUCAGAGGACUGGGCUACUGGGCUUGGGAUGGAAGCCUAGAGGAGAAAUGGGCUGGGCAGGAGCCCAGAUACAUGGCCUCGGUGAUCCAGCACCUGCCGUUUCGUUCCUAUGAACUCCGAUUCCCUCCUGAUCAUUCCUGGUCCUCUCAGCCUCUCCUCGCUGAGUCCUCACAAACACCCUGCAGGACCCUUCUUUUUCUCCCGCCCAACUUGGAAAAGUUCUUCCGAUCACAUGCCCAGUCUCUGAGACCACAGAGAUCCCAUUGGGAAUAACUCAUCUCUAACAGACGGGGACAUACAAAUGAGAACAGAUAGGAUCGGCCAGCUGUGUUGGGAGAACCAGACCCGAGAGGAGAAGGUAAAGCCUUGCUUCAUGUUGCUUAGAUCCAGAAGCGCUUCUCUUCACCGCCCAGCCUCUCUUUGUGAAUUCCCUUAGGAAACAUUUCUCAUCCAGGACCUCGACAAUUUUAUAUAUUUCCCUGAGGCCAGUCACUUACUACACAAGCUCCUAUGGGACAAAAGGGCGAGGAAUGGAGUGGCAGAAAGUGGAUGGCACAGCCUUUGGCAGUUCUGGAAACAGGGUGGGCUUUGUUCUCGCUGGCAGGCAGGACAGGGGUGCACUGCGGACUGAGGGUGAUGGGCUCAGAUCCAGCCAGGACACCAGGUGGUGUGAGUGAAUAAGGGGGCAUGUUCAUUGGGAAGCCUGGGUGCAGGUGAGACACCUGGGGUGUCACUGGGCAGGAUACACCAGCCAUUUACAUUUAUCAGAAACAACAGAACCAUGUCCCAGCACCAGCUGGCUCCUCCAGUUCUGAGUGGCAGGGGAAGCCAGUCCCUUUGGGUCAUGGUGGUGACACAUCUCCACAGUCAGGGGCCCCCCUCUCCAUGAGAACUUUCAGUGUAGUGAAAGGGAACAGCAGCCUUCACUUUUCGGUACCUGAUGGUGUCCAGGACCCUAGAAAACAAGGUCAUGUGAGGCUAGGAUGGUUCCCCAAAUCUUGCCUCCUCUGCUCUCAUAGGCCCCCUCCUCAAGCAAGAAGAGUAACAUCUAUAGAAACACCCUGGGUGUCUAGCACACACCUGGCUAACAGUAUGUGCUCCAUAAACACUGAAGUAAAGGGAAUAUCCGAGAUCACUUAGCCCCCACAAAUGCACAGCAUUGCAAAAAUUACGAUGCUCACAUGGAGGAAAAUUCCUCCCUCCUUUCUCUCCAUGUACAAGUUGAGGUCUUUUAUAAAAUCACAUAGAGGAGGAUGGAAGGACGGAAUAAAAAGGAAAAUACUCCUGCAGUCCCAAUGGAAAAAAGGAGUGGGGUUAUUUGAAGAGGGACCCCCACCCCUGGCCGCCUCCCAGCUAUAACCAAUCAAAGGAGACAAGGAGCGGGUAGGUGAGCCUUGAUGAGCCCACUUGCUCCGUCUGCCCCAAAGGUCAUGGGCAGUGUCCCAACUGAGGAAAGAGCCAUACUCUGUUAAUACUCCCAGCCCUGUGCUGCUCUCCAGGCCCUGUUAACAGAUUCACUGCAGAGGAGAUUCAUCAAGAGGAAGCUCAAUUCCCAAGAGACUAACGGAGAGAGGGCGACAGCCAUGAGAAAGGCCAAAAAUGCAGAGGGUGUGUAUUAAUCACAUGCCACAGAAACAUGUCGGCUCUGAUGUCCAUUUGCUUCUAUCUUGAAAUGAAAAUGCAUCUCUGCUGCCCAGACCCUUUCUCCUGAGCAUUUCAAAGCAGAAACAGCACAUAUACACACACACAGUCACACGUGUGAAGGGUUAUUUUCCUUAACAGAAAAAGCUGUCAGAGAAAUGAGCUCACACGUUGUGUCUAUGUGCAGAAGCAGAGAUUGAAUCAACCACAAGUCUCAGCUGUAGGCUCCAGCCCCUGUUUGGGAAAGGCAGUGGAAGGGGUGAGGAGACAUCUGCCCUUUGGAGGGGUUCAUUAACAGCUCUGUGAUGGGGCUCUUCUUGUGGCUGAGGGGGUUGCAGAUGGGAAUAUGAUGUGCACAACCACCCCUCAAGACUAAGGGACAUUGCCCUGGUGAAUGUGGAACCCAAGGAUCUGGAACCUCCCCCCCCACCCCCCAGCUCCCUUAAGUGCCUGCAGGGGAGCCGCUGAUACAUGGGAUUCAGGAGUGGUCCUGCCCAUCUUCACUAGUCAAUUUCAAGUGAUGGAAACAAGUUUUUUGGAGGUCAGGAAGCUAGAGACGAGACCCACGGCUGAUUACUCAGAAAGCAAGAGAAGAGAUUGAUGGGAGAGGUGACUCAGAGUUGAGAGGAAACAGGUGAGGCUGAGCAGGAGUGAAAGCAACGGGGGGACUUCCCUCACCCAGGAAGUCAGAGGAUUGUUCUGUAUUGAGAGCCACCUCCAGGUUUCAGCCAACUGUGGGUGAGUCUGGCCAGGUGACCCCAGAGGCUGUCAGAUGAAUUGCUUCUUAUGUGAAGGUUGUUUCAAUUCUUUAUUAAACUAGCCAUGAUGGUUCAGUCCACCUGGUUGCUUCCAGCCUGACCUCAGUGGUUUCCAAAAAGGAUUGUUGGUAUCCUGAGCUGGACAGGCUUGUAGGGAGAUUGAAGGAAACCAGUUGGUAGUUGAGAAAAGAAAUUGUAUGAGGAAAUCAGUUGUUUUCAGAGAAAUCUGUAGGUAUUAGAGUGGGUGUGUCAUGGACAUUAUAAUGUCAGUAAGGUAAGAGUUAGAAUGACUUGGUGGGGCAUUUGUUUGGAAAAUAUAUUCACUGUAAACUAUCAGAGAUGAUAGCUAAGGAUAGCUAAAUAUAUGUCAUAUGCCUAUCUAUAAGACAGAAAUAAGUGAGAUUUAGAAUGAAUAUACUGAUGGUCCCAACACAUUUUAAAUUUCUUGGAAGCAUUUUAAUUACAUUCCUUGGUUUGGAUGUUACACUUUUUCUUUAGUGGUUGUCUACUUCUGGCUUACAAAGCACUGGAACAAUGCCUGGCCCAUCGUAGGCAUUUAACAAGUGUUUAGAAAUUGAAGGUCCAGGGAGUUCUCGUUGUAGCUCAGUGGUAUCAAACACAACUAGUAUCCAUGAGGAUGCGGGUUCAAUCUUCGGCCUCGCCCAGCUGGUUAAGGAUCUUGCAUUGCCGUGAGCUGUGAUGUAGGCUGGCAGCUGCAGCCUACAGCUGAUUCAACCCCUAACCUGGGAACUCCUACAUGCCCUAGGUGUGGCCCUAAAAAGCAAACAAAACAAAACAAAAAAAGGUAGGAAGAAAUUGAAGGUCCAUUUGUCACCUCUAGGUAGACGCUUAGUAUCAUCACUGUAUACACCAAGUUGAGCUGCAGAGAAGCAGCGCAGCCACAUCCCCCUUGUAGAUCAUCACAACUAGCGGAGCAGAAGCUUUUGCGGAUUCACAGGUUUGGCACUGCGUUCAGCAAGCUGCAAAUCCUGAAUUGGGCUCUCUGACAGUGAUCAGUGAUGGGCUAUAGCAUUAAGUGAGUGGGUACCACUUAAACUACAUCUGCAUAUAGGGCGUGGAGCUCGGGGCUCGCCUCCUAUUGCCUCUGCCAUUUCCUAGACAUUCAGCGAAAUGCUGUUGAGUUUGGCCAAUUUCAGAUACAGUUCUGGAAUUAAAUGAAAAGGUUCUGGACUCAGCUGAUCUGAAAGGUCUGGUGAUUCUUUUCCCAACCCUUCCCUUCUCCCUUAUCUGGAGAUGCUGCCACCAUCUUGGCACCCAAGACGGCUUGGGUGGCUGUUCAUCCCUACCUGCCCAGCCGUAUUGUGAGGGGGAAAGGUGUGAUGAGCUCUCUCUCCUCAAAACCUCUAGCGUGUUGAUGUUGCAGAUGGAGGAAGGACCAGCAGCAUCAUUUUAUAGAAUCAACUUCAACCACUAUUGCUGUGCAAGCAUUACUGUCAGGUUGGCCAGAGUGCCUCUUGUGAUGGCUUCCUGCAUCUCCCUGGGUGAGCCAGUGUGUGCCCGGCACCCGCGUCAGACUGAGCUCUUCCAGCUGCCUCAGAGUGAAUUCCUUCAAUUGAGAAAAUAUGUUUUUUUGCUAUAUAUACUAUUGUGUGUAUGAGUGUGAUACACUGCAAACCCUGGACUAUCUCGUGAGAAGGACAGUAUGCAUUUAUAGAAUGCUGAGUCUACUCGAUGAAUGAGGUUGCCCAGUCACAAACAAUCAGAGAAAAUGCCCUUUCACCUCCUCCCACCCUCUCUCAGCACCCUUCUCCUGUUUCAUCGAGCUGUCCUACCCAGGCUGACACAGUGAGGGGCACUGAGAAUCUGUAUGUAUAUAAAGAUGUAGGAAGAACUAAGAACCGUGACAGGAAUUUGUUGAGCUUCUUCCCAUGACUGUGAUCUUACCCUGUUUGAAUCACACACUUGAAAUUUCGAACAAUGAAGAUUCUUGCCAUUUCCAAGUACUUUGUUAAAUGCCUAUUCAACACAGAUAUUUAUUUUCAGCCUUGGCUUGUAAAUGCCUACAAACUGAUUCAUGUUGGUGGUCAUUACGACACUUUCUGUGAAUUGGUGAAUAAAUAUGAUUUUAGAAUUUCACAGUAAA